AGACAAGCAUGGCGUGUUGACAGUGAGACCAGAGAUCAUCUGAAUGUUACUGAUUAAAGUUCAGUAGAGGAACAGAAGUGAAUAAUGUUGCGCUCUGUGCUCGGUAAAGCAGGGAGAGUUUGGAAUAACAGUUAUAAUAUCAGUAAUGUUCAGUCACGUGUGUGUCGGUGCGCACAUCUCAGCAGCAUCACAUCCAGAUCGUUCAGGACUGAACCCCACACAGAUCCAUCACCAGAGCCCGGGACUGGCACACAGCCCGGCCGAGCAGAUGAGGACCACUUCGGGGAUUAUACCUCGUCUUUCUCCUCCAGGACCAGUUUCCAGAAAGCGAGUCCGGAGCAGCACGAUCUGAAAUACACAGAAGCAGAAGCAGAGAGACACAGAUCCAAACCCAGCCGCCCGAAUACUCAGUACUGGUACCUACUACAGUGUAAACAGCUCAUCAAGAGACACAAAUUGGCCGAGGCGUUGGUGCUGUUUGAGAACGACAUGCUGAAGGUGGAGCGGCUGCAGCCGGAGGAGUUUAACUACACGGUGCUGAUCGGUGGAUGUGGACGAGCUGGAUAUAUCAAAAAAGCCUUUAAACUUUACAACGAUAUGAAGAAGCGAGGGUUGGAGCCGUCGGGAGCCACCUACACCGCUCUGUUCAACGCGUGCGCCGAAUCUCCGUGGAAGCAGUCGGGCCUCGAGCAGGCGAUGAGGCUACGGCAGGAACUGCGCAGGAAGAACGUCGCUCUGAAUGCCAUUACCCAUCAUGCUCUGCUCAAGGCGGUGGCUCGCUCCGGAGACCUGAAGUCUUGCUUUCAAGUGCUGCGGGAGAUGCUUCAGGCCGGACAGGCCAUCACUCAGGAGACGUUCCAGUACCUGCUGAUGUGCUGUGUGGAGGACAAGCAGCAGGGCUUCAGGCUGGCACUGCAGGUGUGGCACCAGAUGCUCAGCGCUGGCAUAAAACCAGACGGCCAGAACUACAACAUCCUCCUGCGGGCUGCAAGGGAUUGUGGGAUAGGCAGCCCCGCCUUGGCGUCCACGUUACUCCUAAGGGUGCCCGAGGAGUCGUCUCCAAAAACCAAAGCUCACAGAAAAGGACCGAGGUUGAGGCUGAAGGAGCGGAUCUCUCCUCCGAACCUCUUGGACGUGGAUGCCUUCGAGCGCCGCCUGUUUGCGGCCCCGCCCCUUGCUGACACGCCCUCACGCGACCAGCGCCAGGGUAAAGACGGCACCUACGAAGCACCACAGAUAAACGACCACACCCCAGAGUCGACACAGAGUCUGGUUCCUGUAUCCCAGAUUAAUGAUCCGAUUGGCUCACCGUCCUGUCCAUCACCAAUAGCGGUACAAAAGUCCCGCCUCCCAAACCUGCUAGACCCGAGCACCUGCCACUCGGGCGUGGUCGGCUUGGGAGCGGCGGACACGGCGUCCGACAGGCUGGCGCUGAUCGGCGAUCUCGACGGCUUCUUGAAUCAGAUGGUCAGCGAUGGAUCGAAGCCCACGAUAAAGACUCUCACGCUAUUGGCUGACGUCACCGAGCCCAGCAGCCAGUCGGUCCAGAGCCUGAUCCAGGUGGCCGAUCAGGUCGGAGUGAAGCUGGACGUGGCGUUCUUUAAUACGCUGAUCAGGAAGGCUGCUAAAGCGGGAGACCUUCAAGGUGCAAAGGCUUUGAAGGUCCUGAUGCAGGAGAGGAAGCUGCAUCCGAACCCUCAGACGUUCUGCAGCGUUGCUCUCGCAUGCAGCAGGCAGGAAGACGGACUUCAGCUUCUCUCAGACAUGGAGUCGUGCGGCGUCGCACCCAACGCCCACGUGUUCAGCGCUCUGAUUGGCCAGGCGACCCGGCGUCUGGAUUACACCUACCUGCACGAGCUGCUCCGCCAAAUGCACCAGCUGCAGGUUCCACCCAACGAGGUCGUCAUCCGGCAGCUGGAGUUCGCUUCUCAGUAUCCACCCAACUAUGAUCAGUUCAAGUCGAAGAACAUCUACCUGGAGAAGAUCGAUGGUUUUCGAGGUUUCUAUAAGCAGUGGCUGGAGUUCAUGCCGGCUCAGGAGACUCCUCAUCCGUGGGAGAAGUUCCGUCUCGCUCAGUCUAACAGCGAGACUGAUGGAGCCGAUGACGUCGUAAAUGAAUCCAGAUGAUUGAAUUGCAUGCAUUUAAUGUAUCAUUAUAUGGCCAAAAGUAUGUGGACACCACUUUUGGUGAUUAAUUUCAGGUGUUUUACUUACACUCUCCUCUGUACAAAGCCUGGUCCAUAGUGACAUGGUUUAGUUUGGAUGAACCCCAGUAACCUGCACCUCAACCCAACAUUUAGGAUGAAAUCUAACAUCAGGUGCAAGCCAGGCCUUCUUAAACAGCAUCAGUGACUGACCUCCAAAAUGCUCUGCUGACUGAAUAUGCACAAAUUCCUACAGACACCCUACAGACAAUUGUAUGUAUAUUCCUUUUCAGGGCCAUAGUUUGGGAACGGGAUGUCCAGCAAGCUCAGUGUCAGGUGUCCACAUACUUUUGGCUAUAAAGAGUAUGAACUUUAUACAAACAGAUCUUUGUUUAUGCAUGUAAGUAUUUAUAAGGUAAUAUGUGUUGUUGAAGUGGAUUCAUUAAUAAAAAUAAAAGUGCAGAACG
Molecule: messenger RNA, 2611 nt
Organism: Trichomycterus rosablanca
Lineage: Eukaryota; Metazoa; Chordata; Actinopteri; Siluriformes; Trichomycteridae
Gene: ptcd1
Product: pentatricopeptide repeat domain 1
Exons: 8
Coding region: 85-2127 (680 amino acids)
Biological process (GO): tRNA 3'-end processing
Cellular component (GO): mitochondrial matrix
Molecular function (GO): tRNA binding; protein binding
Source: RefSeq, a predicted model, not a curated record